This is a messenger RNA of Radiomyces spectabilis, 887 nucleotides long. RefSeq names its product uridine kinase family-domain-containing protein. Gene Ontology annotation, cellular component: cytoplasm. The record is from RefSeq and is a predicted model, not a curated record. Lineage: Eukaryota; Fungi; Mucoromycota; Mucoromycetes; Mucorales; Radiomycetaceae. The transcript has 7 exons. Bases 30 to 857 code for a protein of 275 amino acids. Gene Ontology annotation, molecular function: kinase activity; ATP binding.
CCCAGCUUGUCCACUUUUUCAUUCCUUUCAUGUCGAUCGAUUCCUCUAAAUAUUCAGAUCCAAGCUAUUUCAAGAUCUCCUUGCAAUCGCCCAUGAUCGUAGCCGUCGCCGGCGGAGCCGACGCAGGCAAGCGAGAUUUAUGCGAGGUGCUUAUGAAGAACUUUAGCGCAGCCUACGCAGCUAGAGUUGUGGUGGUUAGUUUGACCGACUUUUACCGUGAACUUACACCGGAAGAACGAGGACUAUAUGAAGCAGGCAAAUUUAAUUUGGAUCAUCCAGAUGUGUUUGAUUAUCAGUUACUGGAAGACACUUUGGUUUCCAUGAAAGCCGGAAAACCCACAGCCAUCCCAGUGUGGGAUCAUGUCCAUCAUACAAAAAAAACCACGCGUGUUAUCGAUCCGGUGGAUGUCAUCAUGUUGGAAGGCACCUUACUAUUCUAUCCAAAGUCGCUCCGUGACUUGAUGUUUAUGAAAAUCUUUAUCGAUGUCGACAGCGAAAAGCGUCUUGUACGAAGAGUUCAGAAAGCCAAAUCGCGUAAUGGUCAUACUCUCUCCAUCAAGGAACUGCUGACCGAAUAUGUGGAAUUUGUCAAACCCAUGUUUGACGAUUAUAUUCUUCCUACCAAAAAGUUUGCUGAUCUUAUUAUUCCUCGUGGCAUUGAAAACCAAGCUGCGCUUCAAGUGUUGAGCAAUCACUUGGAUGAUCACCUGAAAGCUCGAUCGGUGUCACGAAAGAAGCGUGCGGAUGAUUCUGAAGAACCCACCGCGGAUAUUCGCAACACCCGCAAACCAUCUUAUCGCAGCACUGAACUCCUCGCUACCUCUGCUGCAAGCUCAUACAAACAAAUACCUGAAUAAAUUCUGCAUUCUUUUUCAUUAUCUCUCCAC